ACGCGAAAUGUGUAAAGAUGUAGCCAGUCGGAAAUUUUGUUAAAACAUUAGGUUAGUUUUACUUCCAUUUGUCGUAUAAGUAACUGAAGUUGAAGUACAAUCGCAUGAUAUGGUUGUUUCCCAAUAAAUUAACGACCAACAGAAACCGUUAGAAAGCAAAACCUCUGUUUUUUAAAAGCAGCAUGGCGCUCUCAAAUGAAAGUUUCCCCGGUGAUAUUAAACUAUCAUCAUCCCAAGAAGAAGAAGAAGGGUCAAAAGAUGAAAUCCCCGGACAAACCAAAACCUCCACCGCCAGAGUUUUAAGUCAGGAGGAGCUGGACAGACUCGGCGGGGAGCGGGCUCUGGUGUCCGGCUUCAAGCAGAUGAAGCUUGAGAAAGAAGCUCAGAAAAACUGGGACUUGUUUUACAAAAGAAACACGACGAACUUCUUCAAGGACAGACACUGGACGACCAGAGAGUUUGAAGACCUCAAAGCGUGCAGAGAGUUUGAGUCACAGAGGCUGGUGCUGCUGGAGGCCGGCUGCGGCGUGGGAAACUGCAUCUUCCCUCUGCUUGAGGAUGACCUCAACAUCUUCGUUUAUGCCUGUGACUUCUCACCACGAGCUGUCGAAUUUGUCAAGCAAAACCCCCUGUACUGCCCUGAGCGCUGCUGUGCCUUCCAGUGCGACUUGACUCAAGAUGACCUGACGGCAAACGUGCCGGAGGGCAGCGUGGACGUCGUCACUCUCAUCUUCGUUCUGUCGGCCGUCCACCCUGAUAAGAUGAAGCUGGCUUUGCAGAACAUCAGCAGGGUGCUGAAGCCUGGAGGCAUCGUCCUGUUUAGGGACUAUGGCCUCUACGACCACGCCAUGCUCCGAUUUAAAGCUGGCAGCAAGCUGGGGGAGAACUUCUACGUACGCCAAGACGGAACCAGGUCGUACUUCUUCUCUAAAGAGUUCCUGGCCGAGCUCUUUGAGGAGGCGGGUUUCCAGUGUGUCACUAACGACUACGUCCUGAGAGAGACGGUCAACAAGAAGGAGGGGCUCUGUGUUCCCAGGGUGUUCCUGCAGAGCAAAUUUACCAAGCCUGGCCAAUCAGAGAGCUCCUGAUGUCAUCUAACCUUUGACUGUCACCUCAUGAAUCUCCAGAGGUGGAGAAGCAUAAGACUGGGAAGGGAAUUGGAGGCCUAAUGGUGUCACCAAGGAGGCUCAUGGCAGCUGGAUUUCAAUUCUUAUGCCCAUGUGGGCGAUGCAGGUGGGUAAGGCAGAAUAAUGAUACCACCUUCUAAACCACAUCGGAGCUGCUCCUUCACCAACAGCUGCAGAUGGUGCUUGUACCGGGAAUCUUAUAGAUGGAAAUAUGUGGAACUGUAUGAACUUUCUGGUCCAAAACAUGCCAACAGGAGAAUGAUAGUUCAGUCUUGAGCUGGAUUAAUAAUGAACAGUCUGAACUCACUUUUCACAGCCUGUGUCAAACUUUUCUCAGCUGCCUUCAAAAUGUUUUUUCUCCUGUGAACAAACAGGUGUUUUCGUUGCCUCCAGCAUCAUUUCUCUUAUUCCUCAUGAUAUUAAGUUCAUGUAAGGAUGUUUAGGAUUUUAAUUUUGUGUAAAUGAUUUUAAAUGUUUUCACCAUCUAUACUGUGAGGGGAAAAAACAACUGCAGUGUGUCAUUUCACACUUGGUCUAAAAUAGUUCAGAAAACUUGCUCACAGUAUCACCUCUGGUUUGUGGUCCAGGUAUUCUGAGCUAUAAACCACAGAGGCAGAUAACAAUCAUACAUUCAUGCACAUUAACAUCCUGACCUUUUUAAAAAUAAACAUUUAGGUGGUUUUCAAGUGUCUUAACAACA
This is a messenger RNA of Seriola aureovittata, 1827 nucleotides long. It is a transcript of the gene mettl6, whose product is annotated as methyltransferase 6, methylcytidine. The coding region runs from base 183 to 1088 and encodes 301 amino acids. The transcript has 5 exons. Lineage: Eukaryota; Metazoa; Chordata; Actinopteri; Carangiformes; Carangidae. The record is from RefSeq and is a predicted model, not a curated record.